GGAAAUACCGAACAGCUCCAUCUUUGUAAGACUUGACAGGAGCUUUGAUCUGUGUCGAAGAGGAGCAAGAAGCCCGCAGCAGAAGAAGUACAACCGGACUCUCACAAUGAAAAGAACAGCGUAGAAACCUGCUCUUCGAAGAGAGACAUUUUAACCCAUCGGGCAGUAAGUCUAUUAAUGUCAACAACCCUUUAAAAAAAUGACUCACUUCAGCUGGACUGGUUAAAAUCCGACGGAACUAAUGGGACGCGCGGGCUUAAAAUAAAUCCAGUUUUGGUUUUUUUUUUGUUGGUGAAUGAGAGUUUAUUUAAAAGCCUACGUGACAGCGACGAAGAGACACAGACGGGAAGUGCGGAGAUGGCUGACAGAACUGCUCCCAACUGCCACCUGAGACUGGAGUGGGUUUACGGAUACCGGGGACACCAGUGCCGCAACAACCUGUACUACACCGCCGCCAAGGAAAUUGUCUAUUUCGUCGCGGGUGUGGGAGUUGUGUACAACACCCGGGAGCACAAGCAGAAAUUUUACCUGGGCCACAACGAUGACAUUAUCAGUUUAGCGCUACAUCCGGAGCGAGUUUUGGUGGCCACGGGGCAAGUGGGCAAGGAGCCUUACAUCUGUGUGUGGGACUCCUACACUGUGCAGACUGUGUCCAUCCUGAAAGAUGUGCACACUCAUGGGAUCGCCUGUCUGGCCUUUGACCUUGAAGGACAGUGUCUGGUGUCCGUGGGCUUGGACUCAAAAAAUACAAUCUGUGUGUGGGAUUGGAGGAGAGGGAGGGUUCUGGCAGCCGCUCCUGGACAUACAGACAGGAUAUUUGACAUAUCGUGGGAUUUGUAUCAGCCGAACAAGCUUGUAAGCUGCGGUGUCAAACAUAUCAAGUUUUGGAGCUUAUGCGGUAAUGCUCUCACACCCAAACGUGGCGUUUUCGGCAAAACGGGGGAUCUACAAACCAUCCUCUGCCUCGCCUGCGCCAAGGACGAAGUCACGUAUUCAGGUGCCUUGAAUGGUGACAUCUAUGUCUGGAAAGGAAUCAACCUCAUGAGGACGAUUCAAGGAGCUCAUGGGUCGGGGAUUUUCAGCAUGAAUGCCUGUGAAGAGGGCUUCGCUACUGGGGGACGGGACGGCUGCGUUCGGCUAUGGGAUCUCAACUUCAAACCAAUUACUGUCAUCGAUCUCAGGGAAACAGACCAAGGAUAUAAAGGGUUGUCGGUGCGCAGCGUAUGCUGGCGGGGAGAUCACAUCCUGGUGGGCACACAGGACAGUGAGAUCUUCGAGGUGGUGGUUCACGACCGCAACAAGCCCUUCCUUAUCAUGCAGGGUCACUGUGAGGGCGAGCUGUGGGCGCUGGCAGUACAUCCCACUAAACCUCUGGCCAUGACAGGAAGUGACGACCGCUCAGUCAGGAUUUGGAGCCUUAUAGAUCAUGCACUGAUAGCUCGCUGCAACAUGGAGGAGCCGAUCCGCUGUGCAGCUGUGAGCACUGAUGGUAUUCAUCUGGCGUUGGGAAUGAAGGAUGGAUCUUUCACCAUUCUUAGAGUCAGGGAUAUGACGGAGGUGGUCCACAUCAAGGACAGGAAAGAGGCCAUCCACGAGCUAAAGUACUCCCCUGAUGGGGCCCAUUUGGCUGUCGGCUCCAAUGAAAACUCAGUGGAUGUCUAUGGUGUGGUGCAGAGGUACAAGAAAGUGGGAGAGUGCAUUGGCUCCAGCAGCUUCAUCACACACAUGGACUGGUCCACGGACAGUAAAUACCUUCAGACCAACGACGGCAGCGGCAGACGACUCUUCUACAGGAUGCCAAGUGGGAAGGAGGUGACCAACAAGGAGGAGCUGAAGCUGGUGCAAUGGGCUUCAUGGACGUGUGUGUUGGGCCCCGAGGUUAACGGCAUCUGGCCCAAAUACUCGGAUAUCAGUGACAUCAACUCUGUUGACGCCAACUUUAACAAUCAAGUCUUAGUGACAGCUGAUGACUACGGAUUGGUCAAACUGAUGCGAUAUCCGUGCAUAAGAAAGGGUGCGAAAUUUAAAAAGUAUUUAGGUCACUCAGCACACAUAACUAAUGUCAGAUGGUCACAUGACUAUCAGUGGGUCAUAACUAUCGGCGGUGCGGAUCACUCAGUGUUCCAGUGGAAGUUUAUUCCUGAAAGAAAGUCCAAAGAGGCUCUUCAUAUAGCACCACAAGAAACCUUGGCAGACUCUAACAGCGAAGAAUCAGACUCUGAUCAGUCAGACGUGCCGGAGAUGGACUCGGAAAUUGAGCAGGAGACACAGCUAACGUAUCGACGACAGGUUUACAAAGAAGAUCUACCUCAGCUCAAAGAGCAGUGCAAAGAGAAACACCGAGCGACGGCCAUGAAAAAGAAAGAACGAGCACCAGGGAAUGGUAUUAAGCUGCACUUCAUUCAUGGCUAUAGGGGCUACGAUUGCAGAAGCAACCUUUUCUACACCCAAACAGGGGAGAUUGUCUACCAUGUGGCUGCAGUGGGGGUUGUGUACAACAGACAGCAAAACACUCAACGAUUCUACAUGGGCCAUGAUGAUGACGUCCUCUGUCUGGCUAUCCACCCUCUGAAGGAUUAUGUAGCAACAGGCCAGGUUGGCAGAGAUUCCCCAGUCCACAUCUGGGACACGGAAACGUUAAAGCCCAUGUCUGUGUUGAAGGGUUUCCACCAGCUUGGAGUGUGCGCUCUGGACUUUUCAGCGGAUGGCAAACGGCUGGCCUCGGUUGGCCUGGAUGACAAUCACACCAUUGUACUGUGGGACUGGAGGAAGGGGGAGAAGCUCUCCGCCAUGCGAGGAAGCAAGGACAAGAUAUUUGUUGUGAAAAUAAACCCUUACCUGCCUGACAAGCUCAUCACUGCUGGUGUGAAACACAUGAAGUUUUGGCAUAAAGCCGGCGGUGGUCUAAUUGGACGCAAGGGUAACAUGGGGAAGACCGAGACAAUGAUGUGCGCUGUGUACGGUUGGUCGGAGGAGAUGGUGUUCUCAGGCACUUGCACAGGGGAUAUUUGCAUCUGGCGAGACAUGUUCCUGAUGAAGACUGUCAAAGCUCAUGACGGCCCUGUUUUCAGCAUGCACGCUCUCGAAAAAGGAUUUGUGACGGGUGGAAAGGAUGGCAUUGUAGCUCUUUGGGAUGACACCUUCGAGAGGUGCCUCAAGACCUACGUUAUCAAAAGAGCAGUCCUAGCUCCAGGCUCCAAAGGGUUGCUGUUAGAGGAUAAUCCCUCCAUACGUGCCAUUUCUCUCGGCCAUGGACACAUCCUCGUGGGCACGAAGAACGGAGAAAUCUUGGAGGUGGACAAGAGCGGCCCCAUCACUCUCCUCGUCCAGGGUCAUAUGGAGGGCGAAGUGUGGGGCCUGGCCACUCAUCCUCAUCUCCCUCUCUGUGCCACUGUCAGCGAUGACAAAACCCUGCGCAUAUGGGACCUCUCACCCAGCCACUGCAUGCUGGCUGUACGCAAACUCAGGAAAGGCGGACGCUGCUGCUCCUUCUCUCCAGAUGGGAAAGCCUUAGCGGUGGGGCUGAAUGAUGGAAGUUUUCUCAUUGUGAACGCAGACACCCUGGAGGACCUGGUGUCCUUCCACCACCGCAAGGACAUCAUCUCCGAUAUUCGAUUCUCUCCAGGAGCUGGGAAGUACCUUGCAGUAGCCUCAGGAGACAGUUUUGUGGACAUUUACAAUGUAAUGAGCAGCAAACGGGUGGGAGUGUGCAAAGGAUGCCUCAAUUACAUCACUCAUCUGGAUUGGGACAAAAGAGGAAAACUCCUCCAAGUUAACACAGCAGCCAAAGAGCAGUUUUUUUUCGAAGCUCCGCGCGGCAAGAGGCAGACCAUCCCGGCUUCGGAGGUAGAGAAGAUUGACUGGAGCACUUGGACAUGUGUGCUGGGGUCGUCUGUUGAAGGUGCUUGGCCUGUGAUCACUGAGAUCACCGAGGUGACCUCUGCCUGCCUUAGUACUGACAGGAGGGUGCUAGCAACAGGAGACGACCUGGGAUACAUCAAGCUCUUUAGAUACCCGGUGAAGGGAAAGUAUGCAAAGUUCAAACGCUACGUGGCGCAUAGCACACAUGUUACCAAUGUGCGAUGGACCCACGACGACAGCCUCUUGGUGACGGUGGGCGGGGGUGACACAUGCCUCAUGAUCUGGGCCCACGAGCCCGAGGGGCUGCGGGAGUUUAAAAUGUGCGACAGUGAGGAGUCGGAUAUUGAAAGCGAGGAUGAUGGAGGUUACGACAGUGACGUAACAAGGGAGAAUGAGAUCAACUACACCAUCAAGGCCUUAUCCACCAACAUGCGACCAAUGACGGGGGUGAAGCCCCACCUGCAGCUGAAGGAGCCCUCCAUCGACGAAAGACAAGGGGUGGUCAGAGGGUCGAGGCCUCCUGUUAGCAGAGCACUGCCGCAGCCAGAAAAGCUGCAAACCAACAAUGUCGGCAAGAAAAAGAGACCUAUUGAGGACCUGGUGCUGGAGCUGGUGUUCGGUUACCGUGGCAACGACUGCCGCAACAACGUGCACUACCUGAAUGAAGGGGCGGAUGUCAUCUACCACACGGCCUCCGUCAGCAUCGUCCUCAACCUGACGACCUCCUGCCAAAGUUUCUACACCGAACACAGUGACGAUAUUUUGUGCCUGACAAUCAAUCAACACCCUAAGUUCCCCAAUGUGGUGGCAACUGGCCAAGUAGGUGACGCUGGUGACAUGUCAGCGACGUCUCCAUCCAUCCACGUGUGGGACGCGAUGACCAAGCAGACGCUGUCGGUGCUGCGAUGUUUCCACUCGGGGGGCGUCUGCUCUGUCAGCUUCAGCGCCACAGGAAGACUCCUGCUGUCUGUGGGCCUGGACCCUGAACACACCGUCACCAUCUGGAAGUGGCAAGAAGGAGCCAAAGUGGCCAGCAGGAUAGGUCACACCCAGAGGAUCUUUGUGGCAGAGUUUCGUCCUGACUCUGACACACAUUUUGUGUCUGUGGGCAUCAAGCACGUGCGCUUCUGGACGUUAGCGGGUCGAGCUUUGCUCAGCAAGAAAGGUGUUUUGAGUUCUUUGGAAGACGCCCGGAUGCAGACCAUGCUCUCUGUAGCAUUUGGAGCUAAUAACUUGACCUUUACAGGUACCAUAAGUGGGGAUGUGUGUGUGUGGAAGGAACACAUUCUGGUAAGAAUAGUGGCCAAAGCUCACACGGGCCCUGUGUUCACAAUGUACACCACACUGAGAGACGGCCUCAUCGUCACAGGAGGCAAAGAAAGGCCGUCAAAGGAAGGAGGUGCUCUGAAGCUCUGGGACCAGGAACUGAAACGCUGCAGAGCCUUUCGAUUAGAAACUGGACAGAUCAUAGACUGUGUUCGCUCUGUAUGCAGAGGAAAGGGUAAGAUCCUUGUGGGAACAAGGAACGCAGAGAUCAUUGAGGUGGGGGAGAAGAACGCAGCGUGCAACAUCUUGGUGAACGGACACAUGGACGGUCCUAUAUGGGGUCUGGGCACUCAUCCUUCCAGAGACGUUUUCCUUUCUGCUGCAGAGGACGGCACAGUCCGUCUGUGGGACAUCCCAGAAAAGAAGAUGCUGAAUAAGGUGAACCUGGGCCAUCCAGCGCACACCAUCAACUACAGCCCUGAGGGAGACAUGGUGGCCAUUGGCAUGAAGAACGGAGAGUUCAUCAUACUGUUGGUCGUCUCGCUCAAAAUCUGGGGGAAAAAGAGAGACAGACGCUCCCCUAUACAAGAUAUUAGGUUCAGUCCAAAUUCUCGCUACCUGGCUGUCGGCUCUACUGAGUGUGCCGUGGACUUCUACGACCUGACGCUCGGCCCGCAGCUGAACCGCAUCAACUGCUGCAGAGACAUCCCCAGCUUCAUCAUGCAGAUGGACUUCUCAGCUGACAGCUCCUACAUCCAGAUAUCCACAGGUGCUUAUAAACGACUCGUGUACGAAGUGCCAUCUGGGAGGCAGAUCACAGAACAGUCUCAAAUUGACAGCAUCACCUGGGCCUCCUGGACAAGUGUCCUUGGCGAUGAAGUCGUCGGGAUCUGGUCCCGUAACGCUGACAAAGCUGACGUCACCUGUGCCUGCGUGUCCCACUCGGGCCUUAACAUUGUCACAGGAGAUGAUUUUGGGAUGGUAAAGCUGUUUGACUUUCCCUGUCCAGAGAAGUUUGCCAAACACAAACGCUUCCUGGGCCAUUCUGCUCAUUUGAUGAACAUUCGCUUCACAAACGGAGAUCACUUUGUUGUCAGCGCCGGAGGAGAUGACAGAAGGUAA
This is a messenger RNA of Nematolebias whitei (Rio pearlfish), 6249 nucleotides long. RefSeq names its product EMAP like 5 (gene eml5). NCBI's taxonomy places the organism in Eukaryota, Metazoa, Chordata, Actinopteri, Cyprinodontiformes, Rivulidae. Bases 358 to 6249 code for a protein of 1963 amino acids. The record is from RefSeq and is a predicted model, not a curated record. Gene Ontology annotation, molecular function: microtubule binding. The transcript has 43 exons.